AUGUACACUCGUCAGAUCCGCUCCGACACUCGCUCUGCGAUGCGCCUCGCCUCGCCGCUCCGCACGAGCGCAAUUAUUAUUAUCUACUCAGCCAUGACUUUCAGAGGAAAUGGUACUCCUAUUACGCAUAACAACACAGCAUACAUCCCAUCGUCUCUGAUGCCCGGGUACUGUGGACACAUUCCCACUACUAAAUUCCUGUAUGGGGAGACUUUUGGCAAUUCGUCCCUAACGUACUUCCAAAACAUCCGAUCUGCAAUGAUGGCCUCUAGCAAAAGCUCUUACAAUAGUGUGCCUCUGAGCUCCCAUACCCAAGACAGUAUCUUACCCUACUGGGUCCGGUACAACAUUGAUUUCAAAAGGCAGAAGGAGAUCAAGGACUUCAACAUGUUGUCACAGAAGCACAGGGAAAAUUACAAAGAUAAGACUGGUACUGUGCAGCCUGUCAAUUACUUUGUCAUGCCAGAAAAAGAGAAAAGGGAGCUUAGAAGAUCCCUCCAGAGUGAUUUUAAUUAGAGAUCAUGCCAUAUCAGAUGGAAGUAGCAGUCUGAUGAAGUCUAAUGGUGUCCAC
This is a messenger RNA of Sinocyclocheilus rhinocerous, 571 nucleotides long. Its product is annotated as UPF0573 protein C2orf70 homolog A-like. The record is from RefSeq and is a predicted model, not a curated record. NCBI's taxonomy places the organism in Eukaryota, Metazoa, Chordata, Actinopteri, Cypriniformes, Cyprinidae. The coding region runs from base 1 to 516 and encodes 171 amino acids. The transcript has 5 exons.